Chelonoidis abingdonii (Abingdon island giant tortoise) is the source of this 1142-nucleotide messenger RNA. NCBI's taxonomy places the organism in Eukaryota, Metazoa, Chordata, Testudines, Testudinidae. The record is from RefSeq and is a predicted model, not a curated record.
CUAUAAGGUGCCACAGGAUUCUCUGCUGCUUUUACAGAUCCAGACUAACACGGCUACUCCUCUGAUACUAGUCAGAUUCAUUGCUCUUUGUAUAUUUAUAUUGUUUCUCAACGGCAAAAAUAACCUAUAAAGGAAAAUGUGUGUAUACAAUUUCUCAUUUUGUUGAUUUAAUACAAGUCUCGUAAAUAUCCUAGUGCACUUUCUAAAAGGUGCUGUAUUGUUGUGAAAGAACAGAAAAGGAUGGAUACGUUACUUUGCAUUAGUAUGUUUUCACUAGACUCAGCGAAGAAACACGAAGCGAGACUUGUUCUUAAGCCUCACUUUAUUUCCUUAAUUUCCCUGAUAGGGUAGCGUAAAUUGUGCUCUCACACAACUACUUAAUACAAGAACAGUGAAGAAAUGACACUCUGCAGCCCGCGCUCAUACCAUGACGAUUUAUGAUAGGUUGAAAAAUAUUUAUUGUCUGAGCAGCCAAUGGGUAUGCGGAUCUAACUCUGACCAAUAGACCUGUACAUUGUGCCGGAGAGGACGGAUUUGACUCUCACGUCCAAUUAAAAAAGAGGAAAGGGAAACGCAUAAUUUGCAUAAGGCUUCUAUAAAUAGAGGGGCGGCCGCUAUUAUACUGUAUUGUUAGGUAUUUUGAAAUUGAGAAGUAGUGUACGUCGAGUAUUUUAAAAUAGAAUAAUUUAUUUCAAGAUGCCUGAACCAGCAAAAUCUGCUCCCGCUCCCAAGAAGGGCUCUAAAAAAGCUGUGACUAAGACUCAGAAGAAGGGCGAUAAGAAGCGUAGAAAGACUAGGAAAGAGAGUUAUUCUAUAUACGUGUACAAAGUGCUGAAACAAGUUCACCCGGACACCGGUAUUUCCUCUAAGGCCAUGGGGAUCAUGAACUCCUUUGUGAACGACAUCUUCGAGCGCAUCGCUGGGGAAGCGUCUCGCCUGGCGCAUUAUAACAAGCGUUCAACCAUCACAUCCCGGGAGAUCCAGACCGCUGUGCGCCUGCUUCUGCCGGGGGAGCUGGCCAAACAUGCUGUGUCUGAGGGCACUAAGGCCGUCACCAAGUACACCAGCUCCAAGUAAAUCGGGGGGUAUCUGAAAAAACACAAAGGCUCUUUUAAGAGCCACCCACACUUUCACAAUGAGAG